GCACACACACUCGCCACAACACGGUUGUGAUAUAUGUCUCGCUUUAAUUACAGCGAAUUUCAUCCUUACUUAUUUAUGGGUAAAUCUCUGCUAGAUAUCUUCAGCUAAUGUAUCCUUGAUCUCAAAGAUAUCAAUCUCCUCUCUCUGGGAGAUUAACCCUGGAUGGCUUGGAUGAGCGUUGAAUUUGAUCUCCAAGAGAGGUUAUCUGAUGAAGCUGAGCGGACCACCAUUGCAGGCCCAUCCAACCCGGAAACACCAUCAGUGUCAGAGGGCAGCGGCCCUCCAUAGUACCCCCACUGACCUGUGCUGGGCCUCUGUGCUGACUGGGAUCCUGUGUGUUGUUACAAUGGCGGGGUCACAGGGUGAUGGAGUUAAGGAACUGAACUCACUGCAAUGAGGGUUUAAAGAGGAAAAAAAGAGGGGAAAUAGCUGAUGGAGUGUUUCACCAUCGUGCUCUCAUGAUGCGUCAUCUCGUUGGGAAGGCAAGUGCCUGGCUCAUGGCAAACUGCCCAAUCAGCGUCCUGCAAGAUAAAUGACUGUAUUAAGAGGCAGUCCAUCCCAGGUGUCUGCCCCGGCCAAGCAUUGUGCCUGCCUCCACCGCCUCUGAAAAAUCCCCUCGCUCAGGCUCAUCUAUCAGCCAUUGACCUUGUCAGGAUGCGUUGCAUGAGUUACUUCCCUGCUUCCCGAGAGUUAACCACAGAGUGAUCUGAAGAAGAAUGGCCAUAUUUGGGGACCGCCAUCCGUCACGUAGGCUGAAGGGCUUGUUUUCUCUCGGACCCGUCACCUCUGAUGAAUCCUCGCUAAAGACUCCGCUGGGGAAGACCAAUGCUGACCGAGCCGUGUGGAGCCAUGUCGAUGCCGGGCUCCGAUGUCCGAGAGCUGACUCUCCUGACUUCAGGACCAUCCGUGCCCUCCUUAGGUGGAUCUGCAGGGGGCUGCGGCCAGUGGACCCAACUCUUGGACCUCCAUCCCAGCUCUCCUUACAAUUCCAUGUCUUCCCACCACUCCCUCAUCAAGCAGGAACCCAACUGGUGUGCUGCGGACCCUAUUGAGGACCCCCACUGUGGACUCGGGGCCUUCACGGUGCACUUCUCGGGCCAGUUUACAGGCUCGAGCCCAUGUCGAGUCGGGGCCUUUGGAGAGCCAGCAACAGGCCAGGCUAGGGUUUUCCCCAGCGGGACCUACCUCCCCAGCUGUAUGGACAGCCCUCCUGCACCCAGGAACCAAGGUUAUGGUGCAAUGGGCUUAGACGGGAACCCCAGUUACGCUCAGACGGCACCUCACCACACCCCUCAGCUGUCCAGCCUGUCCUUCAAACAUGAAGAUGCACUGUCGCCGCCACACAACAUCGUUGAGCAGCAAUACCCUCCUCCUUCCACUGUGUUUGGGUGCCACAAUUCUGCGGAAUCAUGUCCGAGCAACCAAGCCCUGCUUCUGAGAAACUACAACAGUGACAACCUGUACCAAAUGGCGUCUCAGCUGGAGUGUGUCACGUGGAACCAGAUGAACUCGCUUGCAUCUUCCAUGAAGAGCGGCCAUGCACCCAGCUAUGAAAGCGAACACACAGCCGCGCCUCCGCCCAUGCUGCUCAGCGCCCAGUACCACAUUCACACACACGGCGUCUACAGGGGGCUUCAGGAUGUCAGACGAGUUCCUAGUCUGGCUCCUCCUGUUGUGAAGUCAUCAGAAGCCGAAGCCCAGAAGCGUCCUUUUGUGUGCGCCCAUCCUGGCUGCAACAAGAAGUACUUCAAACAGUCACAUCUUCAGCUGCACGGACGCAAACACUCGGGAGAGAAACCGUACCAGUGCGAUUUUACAGACUGCGGUCGGGGAUUCUCUCGCUCGGACCAGCUGAAGCGGCACCAGCGCAGACAUACAGGAGUGAAGCCUUUCGAGUGCGAGACGUGUCAGCGAAAGUUUGCACGGUCAGACCACCUUAAGACUCACAUUCGGACUCAUACAGGUAAAACAAGUGAGAAGCCGUUCACCUGCCGCUGGCCCAACUGUCAGAAGAAGUUUGCCCGCUCCGACGAGUUGGUGCGCCACCACAGCAUGCACCAAAGGAACCUGACCAAGCUGCAGCCGGCCAUCUGAGAAGAGGACAAAGAGGACGGUGCCAGCCAAAGAGAAGGCUGGGAGCCAGGUCAGAGGUCAUGGUGCCUUGCCAAAUGUGCAUAGGCGGAGAGCACAGCUGAUGCACACAAGAUGCACUCUUUUUGGGUCAUUUCCACUCCCAGCCCAGGAAUGAUUUUUUAUAGCACUCUUUUGUUUUCUUCCACAAAACGUGCUAAACUGGAUUAAGGAAAUGAACAGACUGUAAAUACACGCGAUGCACACCUAAUAACUUUGUACAUACUGUAUGUGGCUUUCUUUUAUACACAUUACUUUUGUAUGUUCUAUGUUUUG
Molecule: messenger RNA, 2406 nt
Organism: Entelurus aequoreus (snake pipefish)
Lineage: Eukaryota; Metazoa; Chordata; Actinopteri; Syngnathiformes; Syngnathidae
Gene: wt1b
Product: WT1 transcription factor b
Exons: 15
Coding region: 826-2094 (422 amino acids)
Biological process (GO): regulation of transcription by RNA polymerase II
Cellular component (GO): nucleus
Molecular function (GO): DNA-binding transcription factor activity, RNA polymerase II-specific; RNA polymerase II cis-regulatory region sequence-specific DNA binding
Source: RefSeq, a predicted model, not a curated record